Messenger RNA from Homo sapiens (human), 11282 nucleotides. It is a transcript of the gene MLEC, whose product is annotated as malectin. Gene Ontology annotation, cellular component: endoplasmic reticulum; endoplasmic reticulum membrane. Gene Ontology annotation, molecular function: carbohydrate binding. The transcript has 6 exons. The record is from RefSeq and is a predicted model, not a curated record. Lineage: Eukaryota; Metazoa; Chordata; Mammalia; Primates; Hominidae. Bases 5339 to 5968 code for a protein of 209 amino acids.
ACUUCCGCAAGGACCCUUUGGAAGGCCGGGUGGGCCGAGGUGAGAGUCCCCCUGCCGAGCCGCGGGAUCCAGGGCCUGCUGUGCUGGGCGCAGCCGGCCGGGGGCUGCGGGCCCCGAGCCCCUUUCGACCCUGGGGCCGCGUCUCUGGAGCGAAGUUUCUCUCUGCAGCUUCUUCGGGGGCCCGCUCUGAGCUCAGGGCCUGGCACUGGCUCCAAGGUACCUAGAGUCAUACAGGCAGAGAGUUGGCCAGAAGUUAGUUAUAUUUGGAUUUCUCAUCCUGCAUUUUCUCAACCCCUCACUCCCAUCCAAGCUGGGAGAGAAAUGACGAAGGCGGCCUUUUGCUACCUCCAGGCCUCGCGGGUUGUAGGUCAUGGGUGCCCCUGCUUCUCCUGUCGAGACAGUUCUUGGGAGAUUCUCGUCGACCCAGGAAUCGGCCGCUUUCCUUGCCCCUUCUGCAGGAGCGGGGCUUGAUUCUUAGCCAGAAUAGGAAGGAAUCUUCGAAGAGAAUGGGCCAGGAAAGUUUGAUUGUAGCCUCCUCCCCCGCCCUCUUUUCGAGCGAAGAAUAUGUGUGCUUAAAAGUAGAAUCGGCAGGCCGCCCCCAGAGGGUGGUUCUAUCGAAGCCAUCCUGCACGUGAGGCUGGUGGCUGUGUGUGAACUGGGUCAACCAGUGUAAGAAUCCGAAUGGUCUAUCAGAGAAUGCUUACAACCUCCCCUAGGUGAUCCUGAGAGUUCUAAUUCCAGCUUAGGGGGAAAAUGAUUGUGACUUAACUUGCUGGGCAACAGUGGUUUUUAACGGAGCUGCUCCCUUCCCAAAGUUAGUGUGUGUCAGAAUUGCCAGGGCAGCUGGUUAAAAAUGCAGAUUCCUAGUCCCCACUCGAAAUUGAUUAUAGUAGAUUGAGCUUUUUUGCUGGGAUCCAGGUUUCUGCACCAGGGGCUUGUGAUGUAGGUUGCCCCGAGACCACCGUUUUGGAAGAUCAGCUUUAUAAUCUUUGUUUCUUCUGUUGGAGGGAUUGGAAAACAGGUUUCAGAAGGAAGUUCUUUGCUAGGAGAUUGAUACUGUAUGCUGGGUUCAGAGGCUACCAAAUUGGCAGUAUGCCACCUCCAGACAACCAGGAGACAGACUCACUCUUCACUUUCUCUCAUUCUUUUUCUGCGAUGCCCAGAUUUGGCUCUUGCUUUUACUAAAAUAGUUAGUUCUUCCCAAGUCGAUUGCAGUGUCCUGGAGUUUGUUAUAUUAAGGAGUUUAUUGCCUUUCACACAUGUGAGGGUCUUGGGACACAGGGCUGUUUUGUGAAGUUCUAUGUUUGUCUUGGAGUUUGUUGAGCCCUGGCAUGUAGAUCACAGUAGCCUGGGUUCAGCUGACUCAGGGCUCCAGUCUUUAGCAGCGGUAACAGCAGCCAAAGCCAGACUUUAUAGCAGGAGGUCAUUACUAUCUCUAUCCUGGACCCUUCCUCUUUCUUCACGAGUGUGGGCAGGGAGGAAAGAGCCCUUGAGGAAACUAGACAGUUUGUGGACUUUGCCUCUUGAGAUAGCGGUGGUGAGGGUGCUGAGCGGAUGGUUUCUUUCACUUAGCAGAUACCAGGCCUUACAUUGGUUACAUCGUCCUAUUCAGUCUGUUGUGCAGAGAAUAAAGCCGAGUAAGACCACACAGGUUUAGUUCCCAGAUACUGCCCUUAUUCAGAAAUUCUGGUUUUAAUUUGCUGAUGCAGGUGGUGUGUGUGUGUGUGUGUGUGUGUGUGUGUUUCUUUGGCUUGGUCAGCAGUCAGCCAAGAUCUGUGUCCUUGGGUUAUUGGCUCAUGGUUGCAGUUCCUUGGAAGGAGUUUAUUGUAGCAGGUAAAAUUACAUGAGACCUACCAAAGCUUGUGUGUACUGGAGUCCUAUUUCGGACACUGGCCCUUGGGGCAUUGUAUAAAUGAAGGUUCCCUGCUAAGGUUCCCCUCUCCAUUCUACCAAUCUGGGUAAGAAUUGGAGCAGUAUUAAGGCAUGGAUGGGGAGUGGGAGGUGGCGCUUGUCAGCUGCAGUUUGGACCAGCUUGUUGCAACAUUGCGCUUACCAGGUUCCUGAGAAAGGCAUUUUGCUGGCUUUAGGUCGGGCUGAGAUGCGCAUAAGCUUGCACUCUCAGGAGGCAGCUCUCUACUAAGGAGUCAGUCCUACCAAGGGAAGUCCAGCUGUUCACACUGCCUUUCUUCUGGGCCUGUUUGGAUAAGGGUGUGCCAGGUAUUUGAAGACCCUUGCCUCGUGCAGCUAUUUACACUGAUUGCAGUAGGAACUGUAUGCCUUAUUUCUUUUCCCGCCUGCCUGUGAUAUUGUUUCCAGCAUGCUGAGAAAAGUUGAUUUUAUGUUGAAUGAAUUCAGGUAUUUGUUACCAAGUUAGUCCAGAUAAGGGUUUGGCCUUCUUUUGAACUUGCUGUUUCUGUGUAGUUUCUUUGUAGUUCAACAUUCUUGUAAUUGUGAGUGGCCCAGGGCACCUAGUGGUUUAUGCUUUCAAAAGCAGUUCAGAAUAUUUAUUGAAUUUCAUUUCUGCCUUGAGGAUAGCUAGUGCUUACAGCCUGGGAAAGGCUUUUUCAGCCUGUGUGCUUCCACAGAUGGGAGCACCACUACAGAAAGUGGUUUAGAAGCGUUCACCUUGGGGUUUUGGUAUGAGGCACAUUCCAGGGUUUUUAUUUAUUUAUUGAAAAUUUUUAAUUUUUUUUUUAUUGUAGACACAGGGGUCUCACUAUGUUGCCCAGGCUGGUCUUGAACUUCUGUCCUCAAGUGAUCUUCCCACCUUGGCCUCCCAAACUGCUGGGAUUACAGGCAUGAACCAUCACGCCUGACCAUGUUCCAGAUUUGUAACUUGGUCAUUUUGAGUUCCUCUUCACUCUGACUAGGAAAAGACCUGGUUAUUUGACCUGAGGGCACAGAAUUUUGCUUGAGUUUAGGGAAGGCUAUUUCCUCUUCAGAGAAAGAUACCUGCUAAAGUCGCAGGUCCUCGAGAAACUUGCUUUACGUCUCUGAGCCUUGUUUUCCUUUUCAAAAAAUCUCUCAUGCUUUAGAAAUUUCUGAUAAGACUGUAAACUCUCCUGUCCAGAGUAGCUUGAAGUGUCUCUGUCACUUUUUUUUUCCUUGAUGACCUUUUACAUGGAAUUAAAAAUAGGGCAGAACAUAGCUCCAGAGGGGAAAAAAGUUGGUUGGGGACCAGAGCCUAUCAGGUUGCUAAUGCUGUAACCUUAAGGAAUACCCUUUCCUGGGCUGCCUUCCUUUCACCUGGGGAAGGAUUUGGCUUUGGGGAGGUAAGAGCUUGAAACAUGGGAUGAGAGAGGAGUCACUGCUACCUCUGAUUUGCUCAAAGCCAUGGCAGUUGUUUAGAAUUCUCUACCUCUACUGUCACCUAACAGGCAGGCUUCAUCUGCAGGCCUUCCAAAUAGUGGAAGUUCACAGGUAGAAAAUUUAGGUCCCUGAAUCCGUGGGUUCGCUGUCUCAGCCCAUUCAGAACAAUUCUUUAGGUACUGGCCUCACUGGAGAAAGAAGUGAUCCAGAAGAACAGUCUAGUGACCAGGAGAUCUGAGGGUAGGGUGGGAGUGACGCUAGAGCACCAAGGGGGGCUUUACAGCUGUGUUCUCAUGGAGGACAGGCUUCUGCUCAUUCUGGCUUUCCCACUCUUGUGGUUCCCAGUUGCAGUUUUCCAGUUAGUUUUAUUACUUCCUUUUCUUUUGAUCCAUUCCCUAAACUGCCUUGAGUGGAGGCAUUUGUUUAGUGCUUAUCGUGUGCAUAUCCUUGCCUGGCUAGCAUACCCAUGUUUCUGUGUCUCUCUCCGUGUGAGGCAUUGUAUUGAGCUAUUUAUACAGAUUGUUUUAUCCUUACCACAAUGCUGUGGGAUAGGUGGUGUCCCCAUUUUAUAGGUGAGAAAACAGACCUAGAGAAAACAACUUGUUCAGUGACACUUCGUGUAUGUCUUUUCCUGAACCCUGUGCUGAAUUUUCCAAGGAGCCUAGUUACUACAUUGUCUAAAACUAAGAAAGAGCAGACAUAAUGUAGGCCCUUCGGCCCCCUUCCUUUUUGGUUAACUGAGUUAUGCCAAUUUCAGCAGUAUGCUGACUGUACACUUCAUUGUAUUUUAGAGAAAUCUGUUUCGCUGUGAAUGCAUAAAGGCUAAGGAGGGAGGAACAACCCUUGUUUGCUGCUGCAUCUCUUGGGACUUGGGCAAAUUCAACUUUGCACGUGGCAGAUCUCUUGGGAAAGCCACUUGGGUUUUAAAGGGAAAUAUUUUAAAGGUAAUUCCAAGGUUGUUAAGUAAUUUUUGUUCACAUGGUUGAGUUUUCUUCACUGUGGGACUGAGACUGCCGCAGAUUACGUUACUGUCAGUUCCUCACUUUUUCCACUUGGCAAGAAAAAAAAAAAGAUUCGGCCUGGUGUGGUGGCUCACGCCUAUAAUCCUAGCACUUUGGGAGGCCGAUGCGGGCAGAUCACCUGAGGUUGGAGUUGGAGACCAGCUUGGCUAACAUAGUGAAAGCCCGUUUCUACUAAAAAUACAAAAAAUUAGCCGGGCGUGGUGAUGCGUGCCUGUAAUCCCAGCUACUUGGGAGGCUGAGGCAGGAGAAUCGCUUGACCCUGGGAGGUGGAGGUUGCAGUGAGCUGAGAUUGCGCCAUUGCACUCCAGCUUGGGCAACAAGAGCGAAACUCCGUCUCCAAAAAACAAAAACAAAAACAAAAAAACAAUUCCCCACCCAUGCACAAAAUUUUCUGUGUAUCCGUAAAUCAAAUGUAGUCGAUGUUCCAGAUUUGUAAUGAUCACAGUCCUCAUGGAAGAAGGAAAUUCUUAGAGCUCAGUUGGAAGAGAAACAGCAGUCUUUCAGUCUUCAUAGAAGAUAAAGCUCUGGGGAUGACAGCCCCUGGCCUUCUCCCAAAGGAUCUAGUUGCCAGAUGUCUUCAGGGUCACCACGUGAGAUUGGAAGGCAGUCUUGAAAUCUUAAUUUCAUGCGGGAGGAGAGACUACAUGACGGCUACAUCUGUAGUUGGAACAGUAUAUUUAUGGAGCACUGGAAAGCCUUACUGUGUUUAUAGGAUAAAGGAGUCAGGCUACUCUCUGGAGGAAGCAGAACUAUUUACCUCUGAGACUGAAAUGUGAUAUCUUAUAUUUGCACAAAAAAGAUUCGGCCUGGCGCGGUGGCUCACGCCUGUAAUCCUAGCACUUUGGGAGGCCGAUGCGGGUGGAUCACCUGCGGUCAGGAGUUUAGUGUGUUGUGCGAGAGGAAGAAAAAAACAUAUAUACAACUGUCUUACACCAAGGUUGGGAGAGGGCCAGGGCCAAGAGAGGUUUUCUGCUCUUCUGAUACUGACCCGAGCCUCAGACUAUGGCAUGAAACUGCCAAUCCUGCGUUCCAACCCUGAGGACCAGAUCCUGUAUCAAACUGAGCGGUACAAUGAGGAGACCUUUGGCUACGAAGUGCCCAUCAAAGAGGAGGGGGACUACGUGCUGGUCUUGAAAUUUGCAGAGGUCUACUUUGCACAGUCCCAGCAAAAGGUAUUUGAUGUACGAUUGAAUGGCCACGUCGUGGUGAAGGACUUGGAUAUCUUUGAUCGUGUUGGGCAUAGCACAGCUCACGAUGAAAUUAUACCUAUGAGCAUCAGAAAGGGGAAGCUGAGUGUCCAGGGGGAGGUGUCCACCUUCACAGGGAAACUCUACAUUGAGUUUGUCAAGGGGUACUAUGACAAUCCCAAGGUCUGUGCACUCUACAUCAUGGCUGGGACAGUGGAUGAUGUACCAAAGCUUCAGCCUCAUCCGGGAUUGGAGAAGAAAGAAGAGGAAGAAGAAGAAGAAGAAUAUGAUGAAGGGUCUAAUCUCAAAAAACAGACCAAUAAGAACCGGGUGCAGUCAGGCCCCCGCACACCCAACCCCUAUGCCUCGGACAACAGCAGCCUCAUGUUUCCCAUCCUGGUGGCCUUCGGAGUCUUCAUUCCAACCCUCUUCUGCCUCUGCCGGUUGUGAGAACAAAUGACUAUCCUGAACAGGGUGGAGGGGUGUGGGAAAGAAACCAGCCAUAUUGGUUUUGGUUUCUGUAUUUUUCACAAUGAUUAAUGAACAAAAACAAAGAGAAAAAAACACACAUCAAUUAAAGGAGACAAAAAGAGGCAGAGCGAGUAGAGAGCAGCCCUCAUUCACCACCUGGUCCCAGACGUGCUUCAGUCCUCGUCCUCUCUUUGUGGCUGGCUCCCAGCCUUCUCUUUCCUCUUGAGGAUACUUAGGGUAAACUGGAUCCUUCCUGCUCAAGGAUCCUCAUUUGUAUACCUAGUGGAAAGGACUCUGAACUCAGAGGAGUCACUGUUCCUUUUUUUAGGUUAGAAAUUAACAGCAGGGAAAUGCCAUCUUAUUACCUGAGACGACCAGCACUGGGAGUUAGGUACGGUCUGAAGUUAUGUCUAGAUAAGACUUCAGACGUCCUGGGAUUGAAAGAAUGUGUGUGAAGGGGUAGAAUUUGUGCGGUAAAGACUUAAAAAAAAAAGUAGGGAGAUUAAAAAAAAAGAAAGAAAAUGCUUCCUUAUCUGGAAGCCUUUCUGGAUUAAUCCAGUGAUGGUCCCACCUUUAGUGUUUGAGCUUUGUCAUUGCUUGUCUCCCUGGCAUGUGCCAGUUAUAGACUGUCCAGCAUCCAAGACGUUUCGGUUAUGUCGGGUCCUCAGAUCGCCUCUGACUUGUUACCACAACAAAUCAUUUUGAUUUCAGUGCCUGUUGGGGACUUGAUUUCUUCUCAGUUUUGUUUGUUUGUUUGUUUCCUUAAUCUGGCUCAUUUGAAAUUUCUUCUCCCUCUCAACCAUCCCACUAAGUUAUAGCCAAGAAGGGAAGGAGACACGGGGAUUUGGGGUUCUCUGCUUGAAUGUCUUCUCCUUUACCACCUCACCUUGUUGGUACCUCCCUCCCUGGAUCUCUGAGCCAGCAGCCAGGAGGACCUGACCCAGCAGUUCUUUACUGGCCCCUUUGUAGGGCCUUGCUGCCAGGGGGCAGGGAUGCUUUCCAGCCUGCAGCAACAGAACACUUGACCUUAAAAGUCUCUUCUGGUCUUUGGAUUAGAAAAGGCUUAUGUUAGCAUAGCUUAAGAGCAACCUCAGAGAUUUGAGCCCUACUAAGUGACUGACCACUGUUUAGAGUGUCUGGUAUCUGAUGUUCAUUUAUUCCCAUGUUCUUGUGUGUCACAGUUCAGCCAGUUUUGGUUUAUGCCUAGAGCUACUUCAAGGAACUAGACUAAUUAGCUAUAUAGGCCCAGCGAUGCUUCUUAUUGAUCUUAAUAGUAUGCCCCUCCUUCCCCUGUCCUUUCAUUUCUCUAUCCAAGUAGCAGUCAGGUUCUUGGUGUGAUGGGACUGAAAGAAUUCCAGUCAGCCAGAGCCUUGGCAGCUCUGAAGCUAACCUUAGCAUCUAAGUGUCGAUCUUGAAUUCCCUGAAAAAAUUUCUAUAGGAAAUGAAGCUUCCCUGGUCCCCUCCUUUCUGGCCAUUGUCAUCCAUUUCCCAGUUAGGGCAACAAUGAAGGAGGACCCAGCCAAGCUAGAAGGAAUUUUGUGGAUGGGAGACAGCAGGAUUAGCUUCAGCUUGGGCUGGAGCAGUCAAUAUAGGAUCUCAGGCCAGGCCCGCUUUUCUAGAAUGUGUUUAAUUUUGAGUUUGCUUUAUUAGAUAUGUUUUUUAAGAGCUCUGUAUAUUUGAACUGCUCCUUAUGUGACAAAAUAGGUAGCUCUUGGGCUCAUGUCCUGGGUUUUGGCUCUUUAAUGAUUACUCCAGGCCAGCAUUUAGUCGUUUGAGAAUUGUAGCCUGUUGUUUUCGCUGUGACUUGGGUCUCAGUGCUAGGGUAUUGAGUCAGGCAGCUGGAGGGUUGUGGCCCGAGGCUGCAGUCAGAGGUAUACUUCCCAUAGUGCUUCACACAGCUCCCCUGCUUCUAAAGGAUAAGGUACUGUAGCCUUGGUCCUGGGGACCACCUGCCUGGGGCAGUGGACAUCCUAACUAAACAGGCUUCUGGCAGUAGCUUUGGUUCCUAUCCCAUCGAAAUUCCCCAAAGCCCUGGGCCACUGCCAUUGGGUUAGUCAAGAUGAAGGAGGAGGACUGGCUGCCUCCAUUUUGCCUUGUUUGUUAGUUUGCCUGGGUCUGUCUGAGGAAGGAGGGGGUCCCGCCUUCCACCUCAACACAUCCCUUCAGUGACUCAGAGUCUCAGAAGGAAACCCUGACUCCUGGGGCCAUUUCCUAAUGGUACUGUAAGCCAAGCAGCUUUGCUUCUGCCUCUGUUUCCAAGCCCACCCUUUUCCCCUGAGCUCAGGGUUAGGGAUGGGCGCUUUCCUCUCUGGUUGUGAACGAAAGGAAGGAACAUCUUUCUAUGGCUAACAAAAACUAAAGGGGAAGUGAGGAAACAGGAAGAAGUAUGGUGGGGGCUGGGGUAGACUCCCCUGGAGCCAAGCCUAUCCAGCUAACAAGAGCUCCCUGGGGCUGGUCACAGCUGGCUCAUGAUGCUGAACUUGAAAGUUUUUUUGUUUUUGUUUUUGUUUUGUGGCUCCUCCAAGAUAUAGGUACAUGAAGUUUAGGUUAAAGGGGUGGGAUUCUUUAUUUUUAUUUUUGUAUUGUAUGUGUCAAGAAUUACUCUGUUGUUCACCUUUUGCUUUUUGCACUGUUUGUUCUCUUAUCUGUAUUUUGAGCUUAGUGCUAGGACUGAGAGGCUGCACCAUAGGGAAUGUAUGGGAGAUGGUGAGGGGUGCCAGUGAGGGGUGCGUGGAGGAGAGGCCUGGGCUCCUCUACUGGAUCUACACUCUGUCCCAGGUUUUUAGAUCCCACUGAGCCCAGCUGACUGAAAACAAGGACAGUCAGGGUGAAACUUCUUUUGCCAGAAGUGUGGCCUGAGUUGAAUUUCUGGGAGGAUGACGCAGAUGUCUGCUGCAGAGCUGGGCUGAGAGUUCUGCAGUCUAGCUCUGACUUAGGUCAGGGGCCUGUUGGUCUCUCAUUGGACGUUUUUGGGUCUCACUCAUGCUUACUGAAACAUUGUGCCAAGAAACUCUGUGGGAUUUGUGUCCCUUAAACCAGACUCACUUUUCUGAAAAAUCUCCAUUGUUGAGGAGAGGCUGCUCAAUCGACACCCCGAGUUCUCAUGACUGGGAAGAUAGUUUUCUUCAGGUGUCAAUGGCGUUAGACUCCCAGGAAGACUAGCCCUGCCCACAGGGCCACCUGUUGGUUUGAGAGCGUGUUCGUGUUCUCUUGCCCUCCCUGCCUAAGAGCUACUGGGAUCACGUUAGCGGGCAUUUAGGCUUUGAUGAGAGGGCACAGUUUGAGUUAGGUUUACCUCCCCCUUUCUGUGCCUGGGAACUGUUUGGUCCAGCUUUAGAACUGUGGUUUUGACUUCCUUAUCUCUUGGGAGAAGCUUCUGUUUUAAGGAAUUUCUCUUCCUUCUUCUCCUGCCUCUAGCCUCUCCUGGAAAGGCCUGGAUAUGGUUUCUAAAAUCUCAGCUGAGAACUUCAGAAAACAGCAGCAGUAUUUUCCUUUUCCUAGUGCUAAAAUCCCUUUCCCUAGAAAUUGGCUCACCUUGGGAAACCCAGGGAAAGAAUCAGCAGGUUCUCUGCCCUCCCUAGGGGUUGGGGAAGGACCCACCCCGGUCAGCACAGUGCCUUUUCCUCUCCUGCUCUGAGCCAGGGUGGGGCAUUCCCUCUAGAUUCAGGUUUGGGCAGGGGUCCUAUAGUCCCUGCCAUGGGGCUGCUUCCCUGUCCCUUCCCUCCCCUUUGCUGGCCUACUCUGGCAUAAUUCAAGUGUCUUCUUGCCUUGGGGAUCCUUAGUGGCAUCAAAUGGCAACAUGGAAUAUUGUCCUCCAUGCCCCUCCAGAAGGACCUAGGAGAGUAGGUGAGCUUUCCAAAGUGAGAGACGAAUCUUUCUUUCUUUUUUUUUUUAAAGGGCAGGAUGGGUAUGCUUUGGGCUUUCUCCUUCUGUGGCCCCGGAGGAAGGAGAGACUGAGGCAAGGCAAAGUGAUAGUACACGGAAGCAGAACCGGAAACACCCAGGAACUGUUCAGAAAUCUCAGAAGAAAUCUGCUUCUCUUCGAUGGAAAGAUAUAAUUAACGAUCAAAGAGCUCUAAGAAAAUUGCAAAGAAGCCUUAAUGUUCAAGCUUUAGAAAGAUCAGAGCAAUUUUUCUCUUUCAGUCCAAACUAAGACUCUCUGUAUUUAAAUCUCUCUGGGGCAAGAGGGCUAGAUUUCCUCAUUUUGUUAUGAGACUAGAUUGGUACCAGUAGAUCAGCUGCCUAGCGAGGGCAGGUUUCUUCUUUGCAUCUGUGUGGCUUGCUUCCAGUCUGGCCUGUCCUUUCCAGCUGCCUUUUGUCUAGCCUGCUAUGGGGGGCCAGAUUAUCUUGAUAAGAGCAGGUGAUUUGGGGACUAGCUGGGUUGGCAGGAAAAGAGCAGGAUGGAUCUCUUGGGACAGGUUCCCCCAGGAGUAUAAACACAAGGAGCCAGGAUUGUGCUGGCAGCCAAGGAAACAGUAGUGCCUGUUUGAGUUGGCAGAGAGGGCCUUGGCACCUCUUGCAUCCAGGCAGUCUUGUGAGAUGGGGGCACAUAGCACUGGGGAAAGCAGAACUCCAUUCUCACCUCUAUUUUGAGCUUCAGUGCUUUAUUUCAGUAUGAGGAAAAACAACAACAAACUGAAGUGCGCUUUCCGUCCUUUCAAAGGACAACUGUCGGGAAGGGAGAGCCGAGUUGCGAGGUAGGAGGGGAGCACUGGCAGGGAGAGACAUUCUUGACUCCUCUCUUCCCUGGUGUGUUGUGAUCCAGGGAAUGAAAAGAAAUUUGACCCUGGAUUGGUUCUCUCCUUGGACUUAAGGAAUCUUACCUUUUCCUUCCACAAAGUUCUCCCAGGCAAGGACCAGCUGCCCAUUCUGAGCCCAGGGCAGCCUCUUCAACCAUUAUUGGUCUAACCUGGCUUGUCAGGAAACCAAGCCCACCCUUCCACAUUGGGCCUGGCUGCUCUAUUCUGUACCAAGUACUGGAGAAAAAGCAUCAAGUUCUUAGCCCUUGUAGCUUCUACCCUAGUUUCCCAUCCUCUCUCUGUGGAGGCCAAACCAACUCUUUGCCAGCAGCCACAACAUGCAUUGACAGCGGCACAGUGAGAUAUAACUGAUGGGCUUUGAACCUGGUUGGCCGGGGAAGCUGUAGGGGUGGAUAGAGCUGGCUUUCCUUCUGGGCUGUCUCCAUCUGACCCUACCCCUUCCAUGUCCCACCCCACUCCCACCAAAAAGUACAAAAUCAGGAUGUUUUUCACUGUCCAUUGCUUUGUGUUUUAAUAAACAAUUUGCAGUGACA